Molecule: messenger RNA, 1137 nt
Organism: Anopheles bellator
Lineage: Eukaryota; Metazoa; Arthropoda; Insecta; Diptera; Culicidae
Product: tax1-binding protein 3 homolog
Exons: 3
Coding region: 122-493 (123 amino acids)
Biological process (GO): neurotransmitter receptor transport postsynaptic membrane to endosome; neurotransmitter receptor transport, endosome to postsynaptic membrane
Cellular component (GO): adherens junction; postsynaptic density; postsynaptic membrane
Molecular function (GO): protein binding
Source: RefSeq, a predicted model, not a curated record
CCUAAAUUCGAAUUGUUUCCACCGCGAAAGUGUCCACGCUGACCUUUGCAAAUUGGUGUUUGCACUCGGAACAAAGGACAUCUUCUUGAGUGCAGAGAACGUUUCCGUUUCAUUGUGGAAGAUGGCGAAAAAGGCGUUCCAGCACCAAGCGGGCACGGCGAUGGAGUGUUUGAGCAUUCCAAUCACGUUAACGAAGGAAAAAGAUAUCGACGAAGAAGGGCGAGAGGUGCUAAAGUGUGGCUUCAAGAUUGGCGGCGGGAUCGAUCAGGACUUUCGGAAGAGCCCCCAGGGUUACACCGACUACGGAAUUUACGUGACGGAAGUCCACGAAGGAAGUCCCGCGGCCAAUUCCGGGCUGCGAAUGCACGAUAAAAUAUUACAGUGCAACGGGUACGAUUUCACGAUGGUCACCCACAAGAAAGCGGUCAGCUACAUACGGAAGAAUCCCAUCCUCAACCUGCUGGUGGCACGGAAAGGCGUCACCUCGACCUAGGAAGUUGCACAUUCCGCGAACGAGCGACACCAACCGAGGAGAGCGAAAUCAACAGUUCGUACACUCGUCAUCCCUCAUUACACGGCAUGAGGAGGGCGCACAACAUUCCCAAUCGUACACCCGGCGCUCCCCGGAAAUGCUCCGCGAAUCGAUGUUUAUUGCAUUAGUUGUUAAGUUACGCGACGCAGAUAAAAGGAGUCGAAUGACGCGAGUAGGCGCGGUUCCAGAGACAGCAUAUGACUCAGGAAGGAUAGGGACGGAACCUUUUGGCGAGCGAGGUGAAUUUUUAUUGCAUAUUUCUAUUGAUUAUUUGUAAGCAUUGUUCUAGGAUAAAAAUCGACGUUAGUUAGUGAACCACCCUCACCGCGGCGGGUGUGCAGCACACGUGGACAGUUUGCAUUCGAAAAGAUCAGUUUUUUCAUGAGAUUUUAGAGCAUUUUAGUGUGAUAGGAAAAUAGAAACUCGCGAAAAUUCCACCACAUUUAAUCCACACUGAGAUCAGCACAUGACAUGAAGUGUAGAGGCCGGACCGUGAUCGUUUCCGGGGUGCGUUUUUUGUUUGCGUAGAUUUAUAUACACUGUAUCCCAAUAGUGGUCGUCGUCAUCUUUAUAUUUAGCUAUUACAAAUUUAUGCCAAAGUAAGA